Molecule: messenger RNA, 888 nt
Organism: Rotaria socialis
Lineage: Eukaryota; Metazoa; Rotifera; Eurotatoria; Philodinida; Philodinidae
Source: the annotation of a GenBank genome assembly
AUGUAUAAUAAUAAUAAUCAACAACAAUCGGCAUCACUAGAAAGUGGAAUACCCAGUGUAGGAUCUAUUGUUUGGGCUGCAGGACGUUCUCGUGCGCAACAAGCAAUAAAUCUUUAUGCCAAUCUCGAUUAUCUCCGUCCAUAUUUUGAUGUUGAACCAAGAGAAGUUUUUCAACGAUUGAUACGUUCAUUGAUUCCAGCACGAGUGUCUCGAGAUGAUCAUAUAAAACCAGAAUUAUAUGGACCAUCGAUGAUCGCAUUCACAUUAGCAGCUAUUCUGAUUUAUCAAAUGAAAGUUUCAAGUCAUUCCGUUCAAGAUGGCACAUUAAUUGGAGCAAGUUUUCUUGUUUGUUUCGGCUAUUGGAUUGGUUCGAGUUUUGCUGUAUCAUCGCUUUCAUUUAUAUGUAACACACAACUUAGUCUUAUGCAAAUUCUUAGUAUUAAUGGUUAUGCUCUCUUCAGUCAUUGUGUUGUUCUAUUUCUUGCUACGUUUAUUCACACGGGCUAUGAUCAUCUGCUAUUCUACGGUCUUUGGGGAUUUGUCGGUGGCGCAGCAGCAAUUCGAAUGGCAGUAAUUAUAAUGUCUCGAACAGUGAAUCCACGUUAUCGUGCUCUUCUUGGCCUACUUAUCGUAUCAAUUCAUAUGUUCUUUUUACUGUAUCUUCAUUUUGCUUAUCAUGCAAUGGCCGAAACUGUUGCUCAUGCUUUAAAUAAUGAACGAAAUGAUGUUGAUGUUGAUGUCGCCGAAGCUUUGAAACCAGUGUCAACUCUUAUUCCUGAAGUAGUAAAACCUGCACUUCUAAAACGACAAAUACAAGAUAAUGUUAUGAAUAUCAGUAAAACUACAAUCAUCUCUUCGUCAACAUCAACAAGAGUGGCCAAAGCAUAA